Pseudozyma flocculosa PF-1 is the source of this 5448-nucleotide messenger RNA. RefSeq lists its product as uncharacterized. NCBI's taxonomy places the organism in Eukaryota, Fungi, Basidiomycota, Ustilaginomycetes, Ustilaginales, Ustilaginaceae. The coding region runs from base 1 to 5448 and encodes 1815 amino acids. The record is from RefSeq and is a predicted model, not a curated record. The transcript has 3 exons.
AUGAGUGCCAUCGGGAUCAUCAGCGGGCCUGCCGCGACGGAUGCUCCCGGCCACCCGGACAUGGGUCACUGCACCGCCGCGACUUCGUCCCGCCCCUUGGCGCCAUCGACCUCGUCGUCGUCAUCAUCCUCCUCUUUGUCAAUGUCGUUGUCGUUGUCGUCGUCGUCGCCGUCUCGGCUCAUCGCAACGCACCCGUCGCCGGGCCGAGGGCCCUCAGACACUACGCUGCGGCUCGACGGCGGAUCAUCCAUCGCAUCCACGUCCCCAUCCUCGACAUCCCGCCUGAGCGACUCCCUCGCCAACUCCAUCGCAUCCGGCUCGGCCAGCUCGAACGACGACCUGCCGAGCAGAAGCGGGACCAGCACCAGCACCAGCACCAGCACCAGCACCAGCGGCGGAGACUCGUCCGAUGGGGACGACGAUGACAGCGAUGACGGCACCCAGCUCGUCUUCUUUGGCAAACCCACGGCUGCCGAAGAGGAGAAGCGGAGGCAAUACGAGGCCCGGAUGCGCCGCAAGAAGCUCAUACGCAGAGACAGCCUCGACCUCGCACGCCGCCGGACCAUCGUCCUGCGUCACGGCAGCGACGACGAUGACACCGAGCCCGAGGACGAGACUGUCCGCCUGCCCGCCGCGGUCCAGGUCGUCGAACCGGCCGAUCCAGAUGCCCACCUCACGGAAUCGCUCCGGCAACAGCCAUCCGACCCAGAAGCCCACCUCACGGAAUCGUCCCGGCAACAAUCAUCCGACCCAAAUGCCCAACUCUCGGAAUCGCCCCGGCAACGACCAUCCGUAAAUACCGUCGACGCCGCUGCCAUUGGAUACGACGCAAUACAUGUUGCACCGCCGGAACCUGCCUACGUUGCCGGCGACAUCACCGGCAUCGAGGCGUAUGAGUCGACCGACGACGAAAGCCCAAGCGAGGCCGGAGAGCCACAGCACGAUUCGGCUGUUCAGUCGCAUCCAGCUGUUGACGGACCAGGGCCUCUUGAGGGCGAGGCCCGCGCGCCGCCCACUCUCGUAUUCGCGAAUCUGGCCGGCGUCGGGGACGGCUCCGUCGAGGUCCUCUCAGCGGCCGAGGAUGAAGCCAUCGAGAUCGCCGAGGAAGCAGCUUCACCGAGCGUUGGCGGUCUCAGUGGCGACGAAGAGCUCGAGCCUGCCUCGGCUAGCCGGAACCCAAACGUGGCGGUUGCUGUCGCUCCACCGCUGGUCCCGGUUUCGGACGAUCUUUCGCUGCACUGGGACACCCUCGAAGGCUCCUUGUCGUACGGUUCGGAGCCGUCUUCGACCUCGAGGGAUGAGGCAGAGACGGUCGAGCUUGCCGGGCUUCGUGCUCAAGAUAAAGACCACGAGGCGAGCAACUCCGAUCUUGUUGCAGCAGAAGAGGAGGCCGAGGAGGACCUCAUCGGCGAGAUCGACAUCGACCUGGCGCCAGUCGUGCCUCAAGAGGAGGUUGCGGUAAGCGACACCGACAUUGCUGAAAGGUCCCCUGAGCCGACACGCGACGAAUCAACACCCGGCGUGGCAGCCCCGGCCAUGCUUCCUCUAGAAGCAGCCGAAAUUCUGGACGAAAGGAAAGAGGCCGAAGACAAAGGGUUGGCGGAAGGUCCGGAAAGGACAGAAGAAGAGGAUGACGACGGCGACGAGACGCACGACGAGGAGGCAGAAGAGGAAGAGGAGCUCGUCACUAGCGACAAAGGCUGCGUCAGUGCUGCGUCAGCUGAGGAAAGCGAUGCAGAUGGCGAGGGGCUGCUCGACCUUUCGACUGGCUCUGCCCAACCUGCCACGACCGCAAUGCUGGUCUUGGACGAUUCAGCGACGGAGGCUGCAGCCAAGGAAAGCGGCCUUGCGACUUCCGACCCAGCAGCACUCGUCGAGCAGCAGCAGGCCGCCUCGUCGUCUUCACGUCUGUCCUCGCCAACGCCCGCCCCGCCUGCCUCUUCGACGCCUCUACGCAACCCUUCUUCUGCCGCCGCCUCCGCCAGUAACGAUGCUGCGGCACGGAUCCUCCUCUCGCGCAGUAUCGGCGCUUGCGUUCCUUCACCCGGCUCGUCGUCGAUGCACUCGUCGUUUUCGCUCGACAUGUCGCCAGGCAUGGGCCGCGCCCUGACGAUGCCGCCCACGGAAGCUCUACGACGCUCGGCCAUGGACGACAUCCUAGGCGGCAUCUACGAAAGUCCACGUCCUGGCCCACUUCGGGGCGGCUUCGUCGAUGGCGACCAGGGUCAGGGUCAGAGGCGGUCGGCGCGGCUGAGCCAGAUCUCUUGCCAGCUGUCUCCAUCCAAGGUGGCCUCGCCGACAGCAACACCGCGGCGCAGAAGUCCUGAGAGGAAGGUGCUUAGCGAAGUCACGCCGGCAUCGCAGCAGCCUCCCUUGCAGCCCCCGAGACUCGACAUCGAAGACGACUUGAGGAAGCAGCAGCCAGCGAACAUCGCCACGCCGGUCGACUCCGACGCCUUCGCAUUGACUGGCGAUGCUCUGCUCGACAGUCCAUCGAACGGCGCCGCCAAAUAUCAGCGCAGCCGCGCACGAUCUCAGUCGGCUUCGCCAAAGAAGCGUCGCAGCAAGUCCAACAGCCCCACAAAGGGCCGGAAGCGGACAGAGGUCGACGACGCCCUAGCAGAGGGCCUGGCCUCCGGCAGUCCGAGCAAGCGCCGCGACCACCUCGCAUUCUCCCCCGCCGCCAAUGUCGCCUCGCCCACGGUGCGGGACGUACUUAACGCAUGGGCAGGCGCCAAGAUGCUGACGCCAUACUCCCCCGAGAAGCGCGCGCCCUGGCUUCUUGCGCAGCCCUCGAGCCUCGCCACUCCGUCGCAAAGCCAGCAGACGCUGGGCUCGCAACUGACGCCUUGGAACAUGGCAGCAUCCCUCGGGGCCAGUGGCAGUCCACGCAAGGGAUCCAUGGCGAUCGGCUUGCCUCCGACGGAUCCAGAGACUCGGACAGCCGCCCCUUUGUCCGAGGCGAGGUCAACGCUCAACGACGAGCAGCAGAACAACCAGCAGCAGCAACUUGCGUCGGACGCCCAUGGCCGCAGCGACACGAGCGAGGCGCAGCCGCCACAUUCUGCGCUCCUCGCGCCCAGGAUCGCCAGGACACUGCCAUCGGCUCAGCCGGAGACUUCACGGACUGGCCGGGUGAUGUCGGCCGCGAUACCCAACCGGCACCUGGGCCUGCGCAAGCUGGGCGGCCAUCCGGAUCUCUUGGCCGCGUCGACCAUCGGCACGGGGCCCGCCGCCGAUACGAGCCCAUCUGCGGUCGCGUCGGCUUCCGCUCCGGCGGGUCCAGCUGUCGUGCCUACUGCGGCUGCCCGCAAGACGAAUGGCAUCCCCGUGCCCGUCUCGGCUCUGCCGCGGCCCGUCGCUGGCCCCGCGCCCGUAUCGAGGCUGCCGAAGCCAGCCGCCACAACCCGAGCAGCGGGACUGCCUGCAACAAUGCCAUCCCUGCCAGCCGCGGCGCCUGCCACCGUCUCUAGGCUGGGCAACAAGCUGACAUCGUCGAGUGCGCUCAGGAGCACGGCGCAGGCGCAAGCUCUCAGGACGGUCCCGGCCGCGCGCAGCAUGAGCGCGGCGACCCCGACGAUGGAACCCGCCACGGCUCCCCUACCCAGCUCGAUCCGGGCUAACGCUAGCGCAAGCGCCGCGCCGGCGACCACAAGAGCCGCGUCGGCCGCAGCGACAUCGGAUGCACCCAAAAAGCGGAGUAUUGGCGCCAGCAGGGUGGUGCCGGUUCGAAGCACCGUUGCUGGCCUGCGCAGCUCUUCGGCGGCGGCGGCCUCGACGGUCAAUUCGAGCAGGAGCCCACAGCUUGAUGAGGUGAUCCAGGAGCCGGAGCUGCCUAAUGCGGCGCCGACGCUUAGCAUGCUGGAGCGAUCGCAGCAGAUGCAAGCGCGAGCCUUGGCACGCUCCUCUCCCGAUACAGGCGAGCCGUCUGCGCAGCAGGGCAAUGAUUUGACCGCGGCGCGCGUUCAGUCGCCGCCGACGGCAACGGCCGUGAUCGGCCCACCGUCGUCGUCCUCGGCGCCUGAAGCCGGCCAGAACGGGGGGGCCGCUUCAACAUCGAGCGCGGGACGAGUCUGGAGUCCUGUCAAGGCGCCAGGCACCGCGGCGAGGCUCGGCGGCGGCGGCAGCUCGCCCACCAAACAGCCGGCCUUCUUGAUCCCGUCGUCCCACCUGCGCCGGCUGCAGCCAAGCUCGGAUUCGGUGUCUUCAUCAUCAUCAUCAUCGUCAUCGGGACCGGCUGGCGAGAGCGGGCACUUCCCCUCGCGCCUCGGUGCGUCGGUCAAUGGGGCGGCGACGGCGACAGCCUCUGCUACGGCUCCGCAAGGGCGUCUGGGAACGAGCAGGGGCGCGAGCGGGAGCAACCCGUUCGCCGCUCCGACCUCGAUGCUGCCGUCGCCGACCUCGGCGCGGUCGCUCGAUUCAUCAGAGGCUGCUGCUACUGGGCCUGCGCCCACCAGGGUCGUCCGGCCUCGAGUCGUUCGGGCGACUCCGCUGCGAACCAAGUCGACUGCCUCAGUCGCCCAAAGCACAGCUUCCGACCAGCUGUCGUCUGGGCUGGCAAGCAGCAGCGGCCCGCCGGCCCCGUCGUUGGACAACGAGUCGAACGGGAUCGAGGUUGCAAGCGGAGCUGGUCGAAGUGGACGAUCGCUUAGAUCGGCGGCCGCGGCAGCGUCAACCAAGAUUACCAAAUCGAUUGCCGGCAAUCAGGCUCCCUGGUCAUCGUCGGAGGCUGCCAGCAUCCCGGCUCCAAGCACGACAGCGAUGGCCGCACCUUUGGGACCAGCAACGUCGUCCAACUCGUUGCUACCGCUGUCGGCGACGGAGCUGACCAGGCUGACGAACCAGCACACGCGGCGCAACGGCGUCAAUGCGGCCAAGUUGCUGGUCAAGGUGGAGCGGCGAGGGGGCCAACGCCCGCCCAGCCCUUCGACGAAACUCAAGGAGAGCGCGUCGUCUUCCCUUGUUGCAGCUGAGCGAAGGCGGAAGCGGAUGCAGGAAGACGAGUAUGACGACGAGUUUGACGACGACGACGACGACGAAGCUGACAGCGACGAGGAGAGGGCAAGCUGGUCGGGCGAGCGCAAGCGGCAUCGGAUGGGCAGGGGCGAUGACGAGGUUUACACGACGCCGCCGCGGCUGGCCAGCUCGCAGAGACGGGUGCGGUGGUGCAAGCGCCUCUUUGCUGGGCCUAGCGGCAAGGAAGCGGGCGAGCUGCCCCUUGCGGAUCUCGGAGGUGGCGAUGGCGGUGGCGGCGACGGUGAUGUGGGCGAUGGUGCUGGAGGAAGGCAAGAAAGGGGGGCCCGACCGCGCAAGAGCAGCCUUGCGAGCAGGGACUACAAGCUAGACCGUUUCGGCAAUCCGGACGAGGCUACGCUGCAGCCCCUCUCGCCACGCAUGCGCAAGGUCAAGGUCACGAUCCACAAGAUCGUCUACGACGGCGAGGAGUAG